Messenger RNA from Hermetia illucens (black soldier fly), 979 nucleotides. It is a transcript of the gene SsRbeta, whose product is annotated as translocon-associated protein subunit beta. The coding region runs from base 159 to 731 and encodes 190 amino acids. Lineage: Eukaryota; Metazoa; Arthropoda; Insecta; Diptera; Stratiomyidae. The transcript is spliced from 3 exons. Gene Ontology annotation, cellular component: endoplasmic reticulum; membrane. The record is from RefSeq and is a predicted model, not a curated record.
CAUCACUUGACACAUGCCGACACGUCACAUUCGGCAGCAAAUUUUUGGAGCUUUCCACUUUCUAAUCGGCCACUCGCAUUCGUGUCAACACGGCUCCAACGGUAUAGUGCGGUCGAUUUUCAUACGUGUCGCUUCUGUUUAUAUUUCAAUUAAUUAAAAUGAACAAGUUCGGAGUGUUUUUCAUUACCUUCCUGGGACUGCUGAGUUGCUGCCUCAGCGACGACGAGACCAGCGCCCGCCUCCUCAUCUCCAAGAAAAUCCUGAAUAAGUACCUCGUCGAGAAGAACGACAUCAUUGUAAGAUACACAAUCUUCAACGUAGGAAAUGGAGCGGCAGUGAAUGUGCAGCUGGUGGACAACGGAUUCCACCCAGAGGCGUUCGACGUCUUGGGCGGCAAGCUGGGAGUGACCAUCGACCGGAUCGCCCCGCAAACCAACGUCACCCACAUCGUCAUCGUCCGACCGAAAUCCUUUGGAUACUUCAACUUCACAGCAGCUGAGAUCAACUACAAACCCGUAGAGGAUGCCGAAACUGUCCAAUUCGCUGUUAGCUCCGAACCAGGUGAGGGAGGCAUCGUCGCCUUGUCGGAAUACAACAAGCGGUUCUCAUCGCACUUCUUUGACUGGGUCGGUUUCGCCAUCAUGGCCAUUCCAUCGCUCGCUAUUCCCUUCUUCAUGUGGCACGUCUCCAAGUCGAAGUACGAGAAGGUUGGCAAAUCCAAGAAGCAUUAAACACUGGGUCCUUGCAGUCCACUUUCGAUAAGGAUUAGACGUUAUCAGUACAUUAAGCAACCAAGCAGAGAUUACCAUCUUUAAAAAGUUAGAAGCAACCACAUCGCAGUUAGCUUUGAGCAGCAGAACACGCUCCUUUUCCAAUGUUGGUCAUUGCGCUGGAUAAACAUGUUUUAGAUUUGUACUAAGACUGAAUUAGCAAUGACUCCCUAGAUUUAUUUAUUUGUCAUGUUUUUUUAUAAUUAAAA